This is a messenger RNA of Cottoperca gobio, 726 nucleotides long. RefSeq lists its product as uncharacterized. The record is from RefSeq and is a predicted model, not a curated record. NCBI's taxonomy places the organism in Eukaryota, Metazoa, Chordata, Actinopteri, Perciformes, Bovichtidae. Gene Ontology annotation, biological process: response to bacterium.
AUGAUCGCAGGACUGGCUGCUUUGAUUCUUCUAACCCUGAUUCAAACUGCAGAGGUUCCUCACCAGAUCUCUUCGACUGUGGUUGAACUUGGAGAUAAUUUGACUCUGACAUGUUCAUUCACUCAAAAUGAUUUAUGGUUUGUUUACUGGUAUAAGAUAAAGUUUGGAUAUAUGGCUCAAACUAUUGCAUCAGAAACUUUCAACAAAUUAAAACUUCAAGGACAAUUUGACAACUCAAGAUUUGAAGUCACAAUGAACGCUCAGUAUGUUCUUAAUAUCAGAAAUGUAAACAAAGAAGAUGAAGCAACAUACUUCUGUCAAGCAGGAUCGGCAUACAUAAUGAAACUCAUUAACGCCACACUUUUGGCUGUGAAUGAUCAUAAAAAUGUGCAGAAAUCUGUCCUCGUGAAACAAAGUCCGGAGACGGAGUCGGUCCGGCCGGGCGACUCAGUGACUCUCCAGUGUUCACUUCUCUCCACUGACAAAGAAAACGCAGAUCAGUGUCCAGGUGAACACGAUGUGUACUGGUUCAGAUCUGGAUCAGGAGGAUCACAUCCAAGCAUCAUUUACACUCACAGUGACGAACAAAAGGAAAGAAGUUGUGUCUACAGUCUGUCCACAACUAUACAGAACUCAUCUGAUACUGGGACUUACUACUGUGCUGUGGUCACAUGUGGACAGAUCCUGUUUGGUGAAGGAACUAAAGUGGAGACAAGUAUGUUUUAA